Apodemus sylvaticus (European woodmouse) is the source of this 927-nucleotide messenger RNA. Its product is annotated as olfactory receptor 5B3-like. The record is from RefSeq and is a predicted model, not a curated record. The transcript has a single exon. NCBI's taxonomy places the organism in Eukaryota, Metazoa, Chordata, Mammalia, Rodentia, Muridae. Gene Ontology annotation, biological process: G protein-coupled receptor signaling pathway; sensory perception of smell. Gene Ontology annotation, cellular component: membrane. Gene Ontology annotation, molecular function: olfactory receptor activity; odorant binding; G protein-coupled receptor activity. Bases 4 to 927 code for a protein of 307 amino acids.
CUGAUGGAGAACAGUACAGAAGUGACGCACUUUCUUCUGGUGGGACUCACUGAUGACCCAGGCCUACAGUUUCCCCUCUUCGUGACAUUUCUCCUCAUCUACACCAUCACCCUGGUGGGAAAUCUGGGAAUGAUCCUGCUGGUUGUCCGGGAUUCCCGUCUCCACACACCCAUGUACUUUUUUUUAGGUAAUCUGUCCUGGGUUGAUUUUUGUUACUCCUCAGCAGUCACACCCACAGUCAUGACUGGGCUACUAAUAGGAGACAAAAUCAUUUCCUAUAAUAAUUGUGUUGCUCAGAUGUUCUUUUUUGCUGGCUUUGCUACUGUGGAAAAUUAUCUUCUGGCCUCAAUGGCCUAUGAUCGCUAUGCAGCAGUGUGUAAACCACUACAUUAUUCUUCUACCAUGACUACCAGCGUAUGUACAAGUCUUUUGAUAGUUUCCUAUGCUUGUGGUUUUCUGAAUGCCUCCAUCCACAUUGGGGACACUUUCAGUCUUUCCUUCUGUAGGUCUAAUGUAGUUCAUCACUUUUUCUGUGAUGUUCCAGCUGUCAUGGUUCUCUCUUGCUCUGAUAGACAUGUUAGUGAGCUAGUUCUUGUUUAUGUAGUGAGCUUCAAUAUCUUUGUUGCCCUCUCUGUUAUUUGGAUAUCCUACAUAUUCAUUUUUAUCACAAUCUUUAAAAUGAAAUCAAGUGCUGGAUAUAGAAAGGCUAUAUCCACUUGUGCCUCACAUUUCACUGCAGUGUCCAUUUUCUAUGGGACAAUCAUAUUCAUGUACUUGCAGCCCACUUCCAGUCAUUCCAUGGACACUGACAAAAUUGCAUCUGUGUUCUACACCAUGAUCAUCCCUAUGCUGAACCCUCUGGUUUAUGGUCUGAGGAACAAGGAAGUUAAGAGUGCAUUCACAAAAAUAUUUCAAGUGGCAAAAUAG